GAACAUAUGGGCUAGAAAUUUGUAGAAUUAAUUGUGUAAGUUUUGUUCGGGGAGCAAAUUUGCCCUGCACUUAUUUUGGCGCGAGUCUGGAUGGCCUACGUGUGGGUUGCCACGGUUCUUAAAAAAUCCCAAUAUCCUGUUGUGAACGUUUCCUUAUCGUUUUAACAUCCCUGUUACAUUAGGUUGUGUUUCUACCAAUAUUCAUAUAAUACUUAGUAACUUUGAUGGAAAUGUGAUGUGAAAAUGAUGUAGUUUCCUGGUAACCGAAAAUGACAACGUCAAAAAACGAUUAUGACGACAUUAAUUGCCCCCUUCCUCAUUUUCCAUUAUUUGUCAUCCACUUGGGCAUCGUUUUUGUAGAUUUCCCGCAAAUUGAGGACUACCGCAAAUAAGUCUGUAUAUAACCCAAGGCCAAGGGUAUAAAUGCGUCCAGAGUCCUUUUACAGGAGUUAUUUUGUAGGCUGUCACAGUGUCAAGCUCUGUGGUCAGUAGCCUGAAAAUAUUCGACCAGGUUGCCUGGAAAAUUACAUUGUACUGUCCAGCGCAUGCUGAUUCAUUCACUGGAACAAACCACUCUGUGUUGAGGGGGUUUUAGACGUACAGCUUUGCAUUUUAAAGGCUCACAUUUCACCAGCAUGCCUAUUGGACCAGCAUCAUGCCCUCAGCUGGCCAACUGCCCGACCGUGAUCGUGAUGGUGGGCCUGCCUGCCAGAGGCAAGACCUAUAUGUCCAAGAAGCUCACCCGCUAUCUCAACUGGAUUGGGGUUAAGUGCAGAGUGUUCAAUGUUGGAGAGUAUCGACGAAGUGCCGUAAAAGAGUACAAGAAGUUUGACUUCUUCGACCCUGAAAACAAGGAGGCCAUGAAGAUUAGAAAACAAUGUGCCUUGGAUGCCCUCGCUGACAUGUCGUUGUGGCUAGAAGGGGAGGGCGAAGUCGCCGUGUUUGAUGCGACCAACACCACAAGAGAGAGACGCCAGCUGGUGUUGGACUACUGUCAGCAGGAGAAGAACUUCAAGGUUUUCUUUAUCGAGUCAAUGUGUGAUGAUCCAGAAGUGGUUGCUGAAAAUGUGAAGGGGCAUGAGGAGUUGGGGGAGAUAUCAGAGGGACACGGUGCCGCUGCGCCCUUCAGGCGUGAAGUCGGCGAAGUGAAGGUGAACAGUCCUGACUACAGGAACAUGAACAAAGACGAGGCUAUGAGAGACUUUCUGGAGAGAAUCCGCAUGUACCAGAAAAGCUAUGAGCCACUGGACACACAACACGACAAAGAGAAGUCCUUCAUCCAGGUGCACAACGUUGGUCAGCGGUUCCUGGUGAACCAGAUCCAGGACCAUGUGCAGAGCAAGAUCUGUUAUUAUCUGAUGAACAUCCACGUUCUCCCCAGGAGCAUCUACCUGACACGGCAUGGUGAGAGUGAGCUGAACAUCAAGGGCCGUAUCGGUGGGGACUCCUCCCUCUCCUUCCAUGGGCGACAGUUCGCCAACGCGCUGGCCAAGUUCAUGGAGGAACAGGACGUCAACAACCUGAAGGUGUGGACCAGUCAGCUCAAGCGUACCAUUGAGACUGCGGGCGGGUUUCACGCACCCAUCGAACAGUGGAAGGCUCUCAACGAGAUCGAUGCGGGUGUGUGUGAGGAAAUGACUUAUGAAGAGAUCCAGGAGAAAUACCCAGAGGAGUUCGCAAUGAGGGAUCAGGACAAGUACCACUACCGGUACCCUCGAGGGGAGUCGUACCAAGACCUGGUGGCUCGCCUGGAACCAGUGAUUAUGGAGCUGGAGAGACAAACCAACGUGCUGGUCAUCUGUCACCAGGCUGUCAUGAGAUGUCUGCUGGCGUACUUCCUGGAUAAAAACUCAGAUGAUCUUCCCUAUCUGAAAGUGCCCCUGCACACUGUCAUGAAGCUGACUCCCAUGGCUUAUGGUUGUAAGGUGGAGUCCUUUUACCUGAACAUCGAAGCCGUCAACACGCACCGAGAGAGACCAAAGGCUGAGUCGAUGAGCGCACCCAUCGCUGAGUUGGCCGCUGUCAAACUGUCAGUAGAGUUCUCUGCCUCAGGGAACACUGACCCACUGAGAAAGAGCGAAGAUGCACUGGAGACUGUACCAGACCACUACUAAAGGGAGACACACUACGACACACUUCGGCAAAAACGGGAGUCAACUCGCAAGUUGAGAUCAGAAGUAAUGUGGACUCAACCUCGGCAAUUACAGACUGGUCUAUAUUG
This is a messenger RNA of Branchiostoma floridae (Florida lancelet), 2221 nucleotides long. RefSeq names its product 6-phosphofructo-2-kinase/fructose-2,6-bisphosphatase 1-like. Gene Ontology annotation, molecular function: fructose-2,6-bisphosphate 2-phosphatase activity; 6-phosphofructo-2-kinase activity; ATP binding. The record is from RefSeq and is a predicted model, not a curated record. The transcript has 18 exons. Gene Ontology annotation, cellular component: cytosol. Gene Ontology annotation, biological process: fructose metabolic process; fructose 2,6-bisphosphate metabolic process. Bases 636 to 2114 code for a protein of 492 amino acids. Lineage: Eukaryota; Metazoa; Chordata; Leptocardii; Amphioxiformes; Branchiostomatidae.